CUUAGUCAUAGGUCAAAUGUAAGGAAGAGUGAGGGUGCAUCAGUAAGUGGAAGGAACUGGGACGCUUCGGAAACACAGGAGAACAGAAAAACAAGUUUACGAGCUAUACUUCCAUAUAUUCGAAAAUGACUCUGGUUACAGGGACGACACCUGGAGAAUGCUUGGCCCCAGAAAUGGACAGCGUGGAGCUCCUCGAUCUUCUCUUUGACCAACAGGAUGGGAUCCUUCGCCAUGAAAACUUCCAGGCAAAUGGCCGGGAGAGUGCGGGGUGCUGGGAGAUGGCACAGCUCAGUACCCACAGUGGAAGAAGUAACAAGGAGAUCCUGUCCUCACUUUUGCCUGAGACCGUCCCUGACUCCCCACUCUGGUCCUCGGCUGGCAGUGACAGUGGGAUAUCUGAGGACCACCUGUCUGACCAGCUGGACAGUCCGCAGCAGCCAUCCAGAAGCCCCCACAACCUCGAGGCUUUCCAGUCGGAGCUGCCCUUUCACCCUGGCCCAGAGAUCUGCUGCUCAGACCCUUGCCCAGGAGCUCCUGAUGUGGCAUACCCAGAUGUGGAUUUCUCUGUCAGCUUUGGUGACUGGAACACUGAACUCCUUGAGGAUAUGCCAGCACCGACUGCUCCCAACAAUUUCAUCGCACUCACUGUCAAGGACCUACUUCUCUCCAAAGUGUCAGAAAAGUACCAACCACAGCCGCAGCAUGCCCGGGAGCUGGUGCUCAACGAGGAUGAGAAGAAGUUGCUGUUGAAAGAAGGCGUCACACUUCCAUCGCAGCUGCCGUUGACUAAGCAAGAAGAACGGAUUUUGAAGAAGAUUAGGAGGAAGAUCCGGAAUAAACAGUCUGCCCAAGAGAGCCGCAAGAAGAAAAAGGAGUACAUUGAUGGCCUAGAAAACAGGAUGGCUGCCUGCACAACCCAAAACCAUGAGCUGCAGAGGAAGGUCAUGCACCUGGAGAAGCAGAACAUGACACUGCUGCAACAGCUGAGAAAACUCCAAGCGCUGGUCAUGCAAUCGACAGGCAAGAUGGCACAGCCGAGCACCUGUGUUAUGGUGCUGGUGUUGUCCUUCAGUCUGAUCAUUUUCCCCAGCUUUACCUCAUUCAGCUCCAGUCAAGGUGCAAAUGAAGGCGACUACACUCCCGUACGAGUAUUCUCGAGGUCUCUGCACAAUGUGGAGUCAGCCCGUGUACAUCAGAUGUUGGCAAAUCCCUGCACUUCAGCGGAGAAGAAGCAGGACUGGGGUGAACAGCUGACCUUGGAGAGCAUUGGCAGUGCCAGCAUGCAGGACCAAGCUGAGAGUGGUGAAGAGCUCACUAGGAUCAUUCACAGCUUUGCCACUGACCGAGCAGACCCUUCGCUGAGGAAUGGCACAGCUUCCGAGGAUGUCAUACUCCUGGAAGAGCUUGACCCUGACCACCACACGACAGGACACAGCCAUUCCGUCUGGACUGAAAUGAGCUCUUCUGGACUGACUCCUGACCAUGGCGAUGAAAUGUAGUGGUUUCUGAAUUUCAGAAUGGUCUCUGUCUUAUUAAUUGACAUUUAAAUUUGGCUGAAUGGGUUUUGAACAUACCAGUGAGAUUCAUAUUUUUCUGUCAGAGUAUAUUCUACCAGAUUUCCCUCCACAUUAGAAACAGCCUCACGUUUCCAAAUUGACCAUUUUGCAGUCCAAAUAUAUAUAUUGAUCUUCCAUAUUUUGGUUUUAUAUGACUACAAUUUGUAUAUUUAAAUUUUUUAAGAAGUAACUGCUAAUCUUUAUUAUAUUGCUGUGGCAAACUUUGCUUCGUAUCUUGUCUGACCCCUUCUUUGGUGGCUGUUGGAUGAAGGAGGACUGUCCCCUACAUCGUUGCUGCCUGCAGCACAAACGGUUCAGUCAUUAUAUUGUCUGAACUUCUCAAAGCUAGAGCUCAGUGGAGCUGAAAGCACCUUGUCUGCAGGGACCAUUGUGUGAUUUUGGUCACCUUGUUUCCACUCUUUCUUGACAUAGGGACGGGAUCAGCUGCGUUAGGACAGCAAGGUUCUUCCUGAGGGGUUGCAUUUGCGAUUGAUCCCUCUCACUCUCCUUUCUGACAUAUAAGACUGAGCUCUCGCACAGCUCAGUCACUUUGAUUCCUCCCCAGCACUGAUACCUGUUUCCCCCCUUCUCUGGUGGCUGUUGGAUGAAGGAGGGCUGUCCCCUACACCGUCACUGCCUGCGGCACAAGUGGCUCAGUCACUACGUAAGCAGGUGGGCUGCCUUUGAUAUGGAAAAUGGCAAGUAAAUUGUGGAGGUUGCUUAUAACGAUCUCUUUCUCCUGAAUGACUUUUCUUGUCCAUGGUACAAGGACAAUUAACCCUGGACUUCACUCCUGCUCACGACCCAGUUGCCUCACCAUUUAUCACUCCCCCUCACCAUACUCCCCUUUCAUAAUCUUUAUUCUCUCCCCCACUUCCACGACUCAUCCAUCCCCUUAUCCCCAUUCAUUAUCAACCUCCAUCUACCCUGACAUCGCACCCCAUCCAUGUCCAUUCUCCUGUGCGCCCUCAGCCCAUUCUCCAUUUUCCAAUGCAGCCCUCCUCCCCAUCCAUCCCAACCUUCUUAUCUAUCCUGACUUCACCUCCACCUCCACUUUCCUAUACUCUUAACUCACCUCCCUCCACCGAAUUCCUUGGCCACCAUCCAGCCACACCUCACCGUUUCCCCCUCUCUCCUGUACCCUGCCACUGUUUACCGCUUCUGGCCUAUUCCUAUUCUUGCACUUGGCUUUAAUUGUGACUUAAAUGGGUGAUGUUGAACAUUUUACAAAGCUUUUCAUACUGUAAUCAGAUUGAAUACAAAUCAUUAAAAUCCCACAGUUCUU
This is a messenger RNA of Hypanus sabinus (Atlantic stingray), 2841 nucleotides long. Its product is annotated as cyclic AMP-responsive element-binding protein 3-like protein 3. Gene Ontology annotation, cellular component: nucleus. Gene Ontology annotation, biological process: regulation of transcription by RNA polymerase II. The coding region runs from base 126 to 1499 and encodes 457 amino acids. NCBI's taxonomy places the organism in Eukaryota, Metazoa, Chordata, Chondrichthyes, Myliobatiformes, Dasyatidae. The record is from RefSeq and is a predicted model, not a curated record. The transcript has 10 exons. Gene Ontology annotation, molecular function: DNA-binding transcription factor activity, RNA polymerase II-specific; RNA polymerase II cis-regulatory region sequence-specific DNA binding.